AUGCAGCUUUUCAUUGAGAAGGCCAGACUUCCAAGAGAGCUUUGGCAGCAUCGCCUUGAAAUCUUUUCUGGCUUUCUCAGACAGGGAAACGUCCAUUUGUUGCUUGUGGCUUUUUCGCUGAUAUCCCUCGCUGCUGAAUACCUCCUACGCACUCCCUGGACGUUGUAUUGUGCCGCCUCCAAGGCCCCGAAGAUACCGGUCUCGCAGCUUUCAGUUUCUCCAGCGUAUGCAAUUGGACAGAGCGUCGCUUCUGCGGUGGCAGUUUCUCUCCUACUAAUAUGUGGUCUUCAUGGAGGCGUCUGGCAGAAGCCGGUUUCCGUGGCCUACAUAUUCAUCCUUGGUCUAGUCCAGUUUGCGUUCCGGCCCUUGUCAGGACUUCGGACAAAAUUCAACCAUCAAGUAAAUCAAGUUGCCCUUGGAAUCCUCAUCCUGGAAGCCACCGAACAACUGCUUCCACUUGGAAUUAUUGGAUCCCACGUCGAAAUAUCGUCUAUUGGGAUAGCUAAGCUGAUCUCACUGGCUUAUAUUGUGCUCACAGCCUUAAUCACACCACGCUUUGUUAUGAAGCAGUUAGGGACAGUCGAAGAUGCGUCAACGCUCACAAAACCUGAAUCCUCUCCUGAGGAGACCUGUUCUUGGUUUUCGUACUACCUGUCAUACGGGUGGUUGACGAACUUGAUAUUGCGAGGCGCUUUUCGGGACCUAAGCCUCGAUGAUCUUCCAAGCCUUCCGUCCUAUGAUGCCCCAGCUCGCCUGCUGAAGCGCAUUUCAGUUGUGCGGCUGAAGGGGUCACGGACAUUUUAUUCGCUCUGCAAAACAUUCCGCUGCGAGAUUUCUGCAAUCUUAAGUUGGGCGGUCUUGACUGCCAUGGUUGAAUAUGUUGCAGCCUUUGCCAUGUUCAACUUGUUAGCAUACCUGGAGAACCCCAACUCAACCGCAUUGGUGGUUCAUCCAGGUGUGUGGAUUUCAUUGUUAUUUUUUGGGCCUAUGACACGCUCUGUCUGUUAUCAACAGUCCAUUUUCAAAAGCACCAGACUCAUGGUGCUCUGGAGGGCAACAAUUCUCCAGGAAAUUUACCAGAAAAUGCUUCGUUCUCGAGGCGAAGAGUCCGCCCACAUGUGGGAUGAAGAUCAUAGAUCUGGAGCUCCGAAUAUGUCGCAAGAAGAAGAACCAAUAGACUCUUCGAUGUCAAAUUCUGUGAAGACGGAAAGUCUCGUUUCUUAUGAUGCUGACAUGAUAUCGAAUUCGUCUGACCUCUUCUAUGCGCUCACCGCGAGCCUUGUUUCGACAGCGGUAGCAAUGACUUUUCUCUACCAGCUCCUAGGCUGGCCCUCGCUCGUCGGAAUAGGCGUCAUGGCCGUCCUCACGCCCCUUCCCGCCAUAUUCUCGCAGCGAAUGUCGCGACUCCACGGAUAUGUCAUGGAGGCUACCGACCUCAGGCUGAGUCGUCUGUCCGAGUAUCUACACGCGCUCCCUACAAUAAAGUAUUUCGCAUGGGAGCCCAUGGUCGUUGAUAAUAUCGACACCAUUCGGCGAACCGAACAACAAAGAAUUUGGAAACGUAAUGUGACCUCCAUGCUCGUCUCCAUGACUGGAGACUUGAUGUCCCUCGUGAGCUUACUUGCCAUGUUCGUCUCUCUUGUGCUGUUCACAAACACUCCUUUGCGCGCACCCAUGGCAUUCACAUCUGUAGCCAUUACUGAAACAUUACGAUCGCAGUUUGUCUGGCUUUGCAAAGUAAUCCAAUGGGUUUCUCAGGCUCGCGGCUCGCUCAUUCGGGUUGAUAGCUUCCUUGAGGCGACCGCGGAACGGCAGCGUCAUCCGCACGGUCCGCCAGAGUUGCGGGAUGCCACUGUGCGAUGGUCUGAACACUCCUCCUUUAUGUUGCGUGAUGUCUCAGUCUCGUUCCGCCUCGCAGCUCUCAAUGUGGUAAGUGGAGGGACGGGAAGCGGCAAGUCGCUUCUCCUACUCUCUUUGCUAGGUGAAACGAAUCUUGCCAAUGGGCUUGUCACAUGUCCGGAUGAUGUCGCCUAUGUUCCUCAGACGGCAUGGCUGCAAAACACUUCUGUCCGGCAAAACAUCGUCUUCUAUAGAGACUUUGACCAAGAGCGUUACAAUUCCGUGCUGCAUGCCUGUGACCUCUCGGAUGAUCUGAGCCGAUUGCCUCUAGGCGACUUGACACAGGUUGGAGAGCGAGGAUCUGCCUUGUCAGGCGGCCAGAAGCAACGCAUUUCUCUGGCUAGGGCGUUGUAUUCAUCGGCUUCUACCUUGCUCUUGGAUGACAUAUUUUCUGCCUUGGAUACCCACACUACGUCCCGGGUUUACAAUCGAUGCUUCCGUACCAAACUUCUGGCUGGCCGCACAAUUAUUCUUGUCACUCACUUAGCAGCCGCGAUUGAGGAUGCAGAUUUAUUAGUCUCAGUGGAUGGAGGCACUGUCUCUGUUGCCUCUCAAAAUUGUGACAAACAGUCUUUGGAUAGAGAACUUAGAGGCUCAUUGAAAGGGGGGGCAACAGAAACGGUCUUGAGCUAUACGCCCAGCAAUGAGUCCUCAGAGGACACAGAGACCGAGGUCCCAACUGACAGCACAUCUACUUUGAAUCUUUGGGAUGUUGAUGGACCGGAAGAAAAACAAGCCUCUGGACGAGUGCCUAGAUUACUGAUACUAAAAUAUAUGCUACUAUUUGGCGGUGCGGCCCAUGCCUCGCUGGCUUUAUGCAGUGCUCUUGUCGUGCAGUUGGCCUACCUCUCGAUCACGCUCUGGCUUUCAGUGUGGACAAAUGCCAGAGACGACAAGGCCGACCAGUUUCCAGACCAGAGAUUCUACUUGUACAUAUAUACUGGGACGGUGGCUGGCUUCAUCCUCCUCCAAUUCUCGAACAACUUCAUAUUUCAACGAGGAGGAUGGCAUGCAUCCAGAACCAUGCAUCAGCGUCUUGUGAAUGCCGUCGUCAAAGCGCCCAAUUCAUGGUUCAGCAGUGUCUCGAUUGGACAGAUCCUCAGUCGUUUUGGGCCAGACACUCAAUCUAUUGAUGCAGUAUUGACUGACUGGCUGCGCAUGACGCUGGACAACGGGCUACGCUUCAUGCUCCGGCUAGCCAGUAUCGCGUCCAUUAUGCCCAUAUUUGCUCUGCCUGCCGGGUUCUUUUGCCUCAUAGGGUUCGCAACCGGCGAGAUGUAUUCGAGAGCAGAGAUAUCUGUUAAAAGGAUUGUCUCUAUCAAGUUUGCUCCGAUUUUUUCCCACUUCAACGAGACAACAGCUGGGAUAGCGGUGAUUCGAGCACAGCAAUCCAUGGAUGGGGUUUUUCAACAGUUGCUUGCUGAAAAAAUCGCCCAACAUAUGCGAGCCGCUGAAGCACAGUUCAACUGUAACAGGUGGGUUUCAAUCAGGUCUGAUUUUUGUGCAGCAACAAUUGCUGCGACGGCUGGAUAUAUCGCCUACUCCAAGUCGGGCUCAGCGGGCCUUGUUGGGUUUUCCCUUACCAACGCCAUUGGGCUCAGUCAGACCAUCCUGACCUUGAUCAGAAAUAUGAACGAGCUGGAGGUCGAACUGAAUUCCUUUCAACGUAUCCACGACUAUACAAAGAUUGAACCGGAAGAAACUGCAGAGACCGAAGCUUUACUGGCCAAAAACAAGAUCCCAGCGGCCUGGCCAACUUGCGGCAGGGUAGAGAUUCGCAAUUUGAGGGCUCGAUAUGCAUCAGAUCAGGAAGAUGUCCUCCAAGAUAUCAAUCUUGAUGCAAAGCCCGGCGAGCGGAUCGCAAUUAUUGGACGCACGGGCAGUGGCAAGAGUACUCUGGGGCUCUCCAUGUUACGCUCUACACAUAUCAGUGCUGGUCAAAUCCUCAUUGACGGGGUCGAUAUUACCAAGGUGCCGUUAAGGCGCUUGAGGAAGGCCAUUGGCCUCAUUCCUCAGGAGACUGUACUUUUUUCCGGUAACGCCCAAUCCAACCUGGACCCCUUCUCAGAGGUAGAUCAUUCAGAGCUGCAAUCUGUCCUUCAGACAUGUAGCUUAUCACAUGAUGGGGUCAUCAUGGAAAACAGUGAUGGCGCAGUCCCCAAGACCCAGCUCGCGACCGAUACGCCCAUUGCAAGCGGCGGGACGAAUUUCAGUAGUGGCCAACGUCAGAUCUUCGGCCUCGCGCGCGCCAUGUGCCGCCGUUCCAAGGUCAUCAUCAUGGACGAGGCAACGGCGUCAGUAGACCACGAGACUGAUGCACGAAUGCAGACAUUGGUCCGGUCAGAGUUUGUUGGCUCUACCAUUAUCGCUAUCGCUCAUCGUCUGCGUACGGUCGUGGAUUACGAUCGUGUCAUUGUUAUGGGAGAAGGAAAAGUAGUUGAGAUGGGCACGCCGAGCGAAUUAUUGAAAUCCAAGGGAGCGUUCUGGGAGAUGCUUAAGCAUACUGGUGAGUAUGAUGAGCUUAGAAAGUUGAUAAAAUGA
Clonostachys byssicola is the source of this 4440-nucleotide messenger RNA. The record is from the annotation of a GenBank genome assembly. NCBI's taxonomy places the organism in Eukaryota, Fungi, Ascomycota, Sordariomycetes, Hypocreales, Bionectriaceae.